CAGGUGAAGCUCCAUACAGAGAAAAAGGUGGGGCAAGACUUUUCAGAAUUUAAAGCCAUAUCAUAUAAAACUCAACCUGUUGCUGGAAUAAAUUACUUCAUUAAGGUUAGUCAAAAACGUUCCACACCUACCCCUCCCCUAAGCCAACAUUAACACUUGCUUCUCACGUAGAACAAAAUGUUGGCUUAGGGGAGGGGUAGGUGGGCAGUUUCCCUGAAACGAAUAAUAAUCUCGAUGUGCGCUGGAUCUGCAGUCAGUCCCACAUUGUACUCAUUAUGACAUUCACGGAAGAGUAGGGAGUGGGGGUAGGGGAAAUGGCAAGCAUUGUGUUUGCCAAUUAUUAUUCAGUUACAUAAUGAUUCCUGUUAGUAUAGGUAAUAGCAUGAUUGGAAGUGUAUUUGGCAUAAAUACCACGCGUGACAUUUCGAAAUUGUUAUACGUAAUUUCACGAACCGUAAGGCGAGUGAAAAUUGAGACAAUUUUGAAAUAUCAGGAGCGGUAUUUAUGCCAAAUAUCACGUACAAAUCAAGCUAUUAUUUGUUUACACUACUCAGACCCGCAAAAGGUUUGUAAUUUUUGCAUGCAGGUAUUUCAAAUUACGCCGAAAUACCACUGCUCUAAGCAAUCAAAAGCAGAAAUUUCUCAUGUAUUGAUAUAAUAAAGUUAAGUCAAGCGUUGUCUGUUUCCAUAAUCACUAAUAUUCUCAUAACACAGCAUUCCAGAGAAACGGUCUACCCGACCGAUGCGGUAUUAAUUUCAUAAAUCUUAUAUAAAGGAGGAUCAAUAGUUUAAAAUGAGGUUUAGUUAAGACAUUGUCACCGGCUUAACUCAACAACAGCCCCACCCUUCGCGUCAACUUAACGCUUUCUGGCGUGAGCAAUGGAUGCAGGGCCACUUUGGAACUUUCACCCGAUAUAAGGGAAUCCGGAUUGCGGAAUCCGAGAGAUUUUUGCUCACGGAAUCCGGAAUACAGCUCAAGGAAUCCGGAUUCCGACUAACCAACGGAAUCCGGAAUCCGGAAUCCAGUACCUUGGAUUCCCUUUCAUGGAGUGGAAGAUUCUUUCAGGUACAGCUUAGUUAAAGAGGCUCUGUCACUAAAUUCAGGCAGAGCUAAAGACCUUUCGCUGGUCUCGCACGGAAGGCCGAGCACGAAAUAAGUGCUAUUAAGCCACGCUAAGGCCCGUUUCGAACGUCGUGCUACUGUCGUGCCGAACUAAAUUGAUCGCCGAAUCAAAUUCGACUUUAGCACGGCAAUAGCGAGAUGUUUGAAACCAAGUCGUGGUUCUGCCGUGUAGCACGGCAAAGCUUUCCGUGCCACACGGCAGUAGUUCGACUUGGUUUCAAUCGUCGCGCGACUCUGGCUACUGCCGUGCCGAACUCAAUUCAUAAAUAAUAAAUACAUUAGAAUACAUUUAAAAGUUUGCUAAACCGUUUCUUUAUUUUUGCGUUUUGUUUUCGGCAACAGCCGUUCUCUUCAGUUCGACUGAAUUAAAUGCGACGUCUGAAACCAAGUCGUGCAAGCGUCGUGCUGCAGUCGAGGCAGCUUAGCAAGGCAGUAGCAUGACGUUUGAAACAGGCCUUAUAUUCAUUCAAUUUCCGUUUUUUUUUCUUGAAUCGGCGUAUUAGCCAUCAAUCUCGCUUCCAUACUCUUUUAUAUAAUUAUCUAUUAGAACGAAUGCGUGUCUGAUCACAGGCUCAACUAAAGGUUUUCUGAUGUCUUAAAACUCAAGAGUAACAUUGGAUCAAAAUUCCACGAGCAAUGAAAACCACUUACAUUUAUUUACAUCUUUUAUUAGGGUCUCCCUAUCAAGUUGAUUUUUUUUGCAUCGACAUUUUAACAUUUUGAAUGCUGAAACUUCAUAAUUGACUCACACAUUACAUAUUGGAUCUACAGUGCAAUCUCGAUUUCUCGAACUCUAGGUGUUUCGAAAUCCCCGAACUAAACCUAACUUUCUUUACGAGCCACACAGUGUAAUUUUACCUCCGAUUUUUCAAACCUCCCCAUCAUUCGAACCAAUUUGAUUUUCCCAAUGUUGUCCGAUAAUUCGGGUUUCCACUGUAUACCUUACUCGAGGGUGGGUCCUUUAAACUGUUAAAAUAUUUUACCUACAGGUUCAUGUUGGCGGUCCUUCCUACGUUCAUUUGCGUGUUUUCCAGUCUCUGCCAUGUGAUGGAUCAACUCUUUCAUUAGAUGCUAUCGAGACAGGAAUGACCAAGGACGAUCCCAUCAACUAUUUUGGCUAG
Messenger RNA from Porites lobata, 2244 nucleotides. The record is from the annotation of a GenBank genome assembly. NCBI's taxonomy places the organism in Eukaryota, Metazoa, Cnidaria, Anthozoa, Scleractinia, Poritidae.